Messenger RNA from Dunckerocampus dactyliophorus (ringed pipefish), 6748 nucleotides. RefSeq names its product myosin IXb (gene myo9b). Gene Ontology annotation, biological process: intracellular signal transduction. Gene Ontology annotation, cellular component: myosin complex. Lineage: Eukaryota; Metazoa; Chordata; Actinopteri; Syngnathiformes; Syngnathidae. The record is from RefSeq and is a predicted model, not a curated record. The transcript is spliced from 40 exons. The coding region runs from base 331 to 5700 and encodes 1789 amino acids. Gene Ontology annotation, molecular function: microfilament motor activity; GTPase activator activity; ATP binding.
UUAACAUCUAGGAAGUAACUUUGCAACUUUUCUCUCCGUCGGACGACGUGGAGGACAAGACACAAUCCUCCUUGUCAAACAUACUUUGCAUUUUUCAGCAGCAUCAUCGUCGCCGAAGUGCUACUGAAAUGUGUCUUCGUCAUUAGAAAGUGGUUUGGGCUUGUUUCUCGACUUACCUUCGCCGGAAAACGCAGGUCAAGGUGGUUGUUGUGGGGGGGUUUUCCCCACCUGAAGUCGUGUGAUUGUGAUUUUUUUUUUGUUGCCGAUUGUGCUUCCUUGAAAGAAACUCCUCGCCGUUCUCGAGUUGAAAUGAGGGUUUUUUCUUAAAGGAUGAGCACUUCCGAUGGAGAGGCCCGUGUCGUGCAGAUCUCCCACAGGCUGCCCCAGGCGGCGCCUGCCUACUGCCCACUUCAGAUCAGCGCGGGGGACACUGCCGGGGCAGUCAUCUCCAACGCAGUGGUCACUCUGGGGCUGGAUGGUGACAGGGCGUACAGCCUGCUGGAGGUGAGGAAGAGCGGCUGCGAGGAGAAGCUGAAGCUGGAGGCUGGCGACUUCCCUCUGGAGCGUGUCCUGCUGUGGCCCAAAGAAGCCCAGAAGUGGCACCCUGAGAGCCGGGGAUACUACUUCAUCCUGGAGGAGGCCACGAAUGGAGGUGGCCGAGUGGAAACCAGUGAAGAGGCCUAUGCUGAUCUGUGCAACCUCUCCACUGUGACCGAGGACUCCAUCUUGGAGGCUUUACGCCAACGCUUCCAGAAGCACAAAAUCUACACGUACGCCCGCAACAUCCUCCUGGCGCUGAACCCCAACAAGUUCCUGCCCUUGUACUACAACCCCAAGUAUGUCAAGAUGUACGAGAAUCAGCCACUGGGCAAGCUCAGCCCGCACAUAUUCGCCAUGGCCGACCUGGCCUACAGAGCCAUGCUGAACCGGAAGGCUGACCAGUGCAUCGUCAUGUCCGGCCAAAGCGGAUCCGGGAAGACGGAAAGCGGCGGCUAUCUCGUCCACUGCCUGACGGCGCUCAGCCAGCAGACGUACUCCAGCGGCAUGGAGCGCACCGUCCUGGGAGCCAGCCCCGUGCUUGAGGCUUUUGGCAACGCAAAGACACAAGAGAACGACAACUCCAGUCGCUUUGGGAAAUUUAUCCAGCUCAACUACCUGGAGAGCGGCGUGAUUCGAGGGGCGGUUAUCAAGACGUACCUACUUGAAACGUGCCGCCUGGUUGACAGAGAUAAGCGGGAGAGGAACUACCACGUCUUCUACUAUCUGCUGGUGGGAGCGUCCAAAGACGAGCAGGAGGAGUUCCAUCUGUUGCCGCCUCAGGAUUACCUCUACCUCAAGCAGGAAGACCUCCACAUGGAUGAUGAGGUGAAGCUGGGACAGGCGUACAAGAGGCUUCAUCAAGCCAUGGAGAUGGUCGGCUUCCUGCCCUCCACCAAGAAACACAUAUUUUCCACCCUCUCCGCCAUCUUGCUCUUGGGCAAUGUCAGCUUCACUCUGUCGGAGAACAGCGAGGCUCUGGAGGUUGGACCGGCGGACGUUUUGUCCACAUUGUCGGACCUUCUCAAGGUGAAAAAGGAGCGGCUUAUAAAGACUCUGACCGAGAGGAGAGCCUCCAGCGACAACGGCACAGUGUUUUCACAAUACACACUACAGGAGGCCACGUCUGCGCGGGACUCCAUGGCAAAGUCUUUAUACGGCGCUCUGUUUGACUGGAUCGUCCUUCACAUCAACCACGCUCUGCUCAACAGGCGUGACAUGGAGGAGUCUGUUUGCUGUUUGUCCAUUGGAGUUCUUGAUCUGUUUGGCCUGGAGAACCUGCAGACAAACGGAUUCGAGCAGCUGUGCAUCAACUACAGCAACGAGAAGCUUCACUGUUACAUGAACCAGCAAAUCUUCAAACUUCAGCAAGAAGAUUACGUGUCAGAGGGCAUCAGCUGUCACAGCUUUGACUACAUCGACAACAGCAGCUGCGUUCAGCUGAUCAGUGAUGGUCUCUUCACCGUGUUGGAUGAGGAGAGCAAACUCCCUCAAUCGACUGACGGAGCGCUGUUGGACAAGUUGAAGUUGCAGCUCAAGGACAACUCGCUCUUUGCAGCCUCCACCGACUGCGAGUCAUUGUUUGUCAUUCAGCACUUUGCUGGCAGCGUUCAAUAUUGCAUCAAGGGUUUCCGACAGAAGAACAUGGAUCGCAUGCAGCCGGCAGUCGCACGGCUUCUGCGGAGCAGCGAGCGGUCGUUCCUGCAUCACCUGGUCGCGUCCGGUCCGGAGGCUUUGUUCCGGUGGGGCGUCCUCCGAGCCACCAUCCGCAUCCUGGCGGUAUUCAAGGGCUUGGGACGCAAAUACGCAGAGAAGAUGGCCGCCCGACGCUCAUCCCGCAAAUCCCUGAAAGACAUAAAACAGAGGCUUUCCAGCAACAGCUGGACACUGGACUUCUCCUUCGAUCGCUCUGACGAACAUCCUCUUGACGUAUUUGAGGACAUCUUUGCCAAUUUCGAAAAGAGGAAGAAAACGAGAGCCGGCCGACAGAAGCAAGUCAUUCCAAAGAAUCUCAUGGACUUGCGCUCCCUCAGACACGUCGUGGGUCUGGUCUCGAGCCACAAGUCCGCCUGCCGCCGUGUCCCACAUGCGACGCCUGCCACAGUUUGCGCUCAGUUUCAGGCGUCACUCACAAAGCUGAUGGACACUUUGGCACAAGCCGAGCCAUUCUUUAUUUUCUGCCUGCGCUCCAACGCUGAAAAGAAAGAGUUGCACUUUGACGAUGAGCUGGUGCGCCGGCAAAUCCGCUACACUGGCAUCCUGAAGAUGGUUCUGGUCCAGAAGUCGGGUUACGCUGCCAAAUACACCUUUAAGGAAUUUGUUGAAAAAUUCCGAAUGUUGCUUCCCAAAGAGGCAACCGAGUCUCCUGAGCACAUCGCGGAGCUGCUCGCCAGAAUGGGCUUGGACCAGAGCACCUACCAAAUCGGGAAAACCAAGGUGUUCCUUAAAGAAGAAGAGAGGCAGUUGCUCCAGGACACCCUCAACAAGGAAGUGAUGCGUCACAUCAUCGUCCUCCAGCGCUGGUUCCGUGCUUGUCUGAUGAGGAUGCACUUCCAGCAGAAGAGGGACGCCUCGCUCAUCAUACAGAGGAGUUGGCGUGAGUUUUCCGAGAAGCGGAGCAAAGCUGCCUCAGUGAUUCAAACGGCGUGGCGCACUUCACUGAAGAGGUCGCAGAAACUGGACCAGUUAACCAAUGAUGAGAAUUCUACAAAAGGCCAACCCGGACGAGUCAGCCAGUCGAGGAAAGAACUGCGGCGUCAGCGCAAAGUGGAGCUCAGCCCCAACAGAAGCGAGCAGACAGACCCGGUCAACGGUGAGUCGGCACCAAAGGGCAACAGGAGCCGGGAGAGGCGCGAGGGUCGAGGUUCUCCGCCAACCCUCAACCGGCCCUUCUCCGUUCCUUUGGACCCCAAAGCGGACAGCGAUGACAGCGGCGCCGGCUCCCCGAAGCCCAUCUCCCUGCAGCGCUACAAAGACGGGCGCGGCUUUAAGGAGAAGGCCGAGAGGUGGCGAGGCAGGAUGAGCGAUGAGUCAAGUCCAGAAGUGCACAGGCGGAAAGACUUUCAGCGGCAGGGGAAGUCCAUGUCCGCUGAUGAACUCUCCAAGGUCAGCUCGUCCGGCUCUGACAGCUCACCGUCUGCCAGUGAGAUCCCUGCGGAACCGGACGGGUCUCGGUACAGCCUUCCUGCCAGCAGCUCCAAUGAUGAGACCAGCCUGCAGAGAUCUAACCAAUCACAUCUUACUACGCCUGAGAAAAUUUGGUUUCUUAGUCGAUUCCUGCGAAAGCGACCGCCUAAAUUAAGCGCCCACAGUGAGACACUAUCCCAGGAUAAAGCUGUCACCUUGCCCAGGUACACGCCUCAGGUGUACCACAUGCCGGACCAGCGCUCCGCCCGCAUCAGUCGUAACCCCACCAUCAAAAUCAGCCGGGCCACUCGGGUCCAGCAGUGGAACGCCUCUCUGGACCGCGAGAUCACCGAUCCCAAAGAGCUACGCAACCUGGACGAGUUUCUAGGCAACCAGGUGAACGACCUGCGAGCGAAGGAGCUGUCACAGACGGAGAGCAUCUUCCUGAAAGCCACCGUGCACUUCAGAGAGACCAUCAAAGGCAUGUUCUCCAUGCAGAAGCCUCAGAUCGGCUACAAGGACCUGAUGAAGGGCUACCACAACAAAGUCUCCUCCCUCGCCGGCCCUGAGAAGAAGAACGAAGCAUCGCUGGUGGUCAACUUGUUCCAGUCGGUGCUGGACGGCUUCAUCAGGGGCGAGGUGAAGAGGUUGGAGUCGGAGCCGCUCAAGGCUUCCAAGACCACCAAGAAAAGACGGAAAAAGGACAAAUGCCCGGACGGCCCGCUGGGCCACCGCUUCAGCACCUCCCAGGUGAACAUCAUGCAGUCAUGUGACCUGUGUGGCUCCUACAUCUGGGGCAUGGAGAAAGCCUACAUGUGCAGCGCCUGCAAGUUGAUAUGCCACAAGAAAUGCCUGAGCAAGAUCAUCGCUGACUGCUCAACACGCUGCGCCCUGCAGGACGACAGCGUGCCCGGUGCCCUUCACUUCGGGGUGCACGUGUGCGUCCUGACCAGCAAGACCACCCCGGUGCCCAAGGUGGUGGAGCUGCUGCUGCUGCACGUGGAGGUGAACGGGCUCUACACCGAGGGUCUCUACCGCAAGUCGGGCUCAGCUUGCCGUGCCCGGGAGCUUCAUCAGAUCAUGGAGAUGGACCCCGAGGCGGCCUGUCUGGAGAACUACCCCAUCCACACCGUGGCAGGCCUGCUGAAACGUUGGCUCCGAGAGCUCCCGGACCCCCUCAUGACCUUCUGUCUUUACAAGGACUUCCUACAUGCCGUGGAGUUUCCGGAGAGGGCGGAGAGGAUAAGGGCGGUGUACCAAACGGUGGACGAGCUUCCCCUGGCCAAUUACAACACGCUGGAGCGGCUUAUCUUCCACCUGGUGCGGGUGGCAAACGAGGAAGACUACAACAAGAUGUCUCCGAGCUCCCUCGCCAUCGUCUUCGCCCCAUGCAUCCUGCGCUCUCCCGACUCCGACGACCCCUUCCUCGGCAUGAAGGACGUCGCCAGGACGACCACGUGUGUGGAGAUCCUCAUCACGGAGCAGUUCAGGCGCUACAAGGAGAAGCUGCAGAACAUCCAGGAGCUGGAGUACGCCGAGGCCUUGGCUGUCAGUCAGCUCAAGCUGAAGAGGCAGAACACGGUUGUGGAAAAACCCUCUGAGCUGAAUGUUCCGGACCAGACAGAUAACGACGAGAGGACUCUGAUAGAGAGAAUCAGGUCUAUCAAGCAGGAAAAGCUGGACCUGGCAUGCAGGCUACCCGAUCUGGAGCAGGAGAAUUCUGACAACGAAAUCCUGGACUCUUCGUCAUCCAUGAGCACGGAGAGUCUCGAUGAGCGUCUGGGCAGUCUGGACUCGGAAGCGAAGGUGAGCGUGCGGCAGCCAAGUCGGGACAAACCUGCGGACCCCACGCACAAAGCCGAAUGUCUCCCAACAGAACCCAGGCCGCACGGCGUCCAGCAGCCGGAGAGCUUCAAGGCCAGUGAGGAGGACGCCACACACCCGUCUGCCGUCGACAGAAACACUUUCAGCGGGAGCUUUGACAACCUGGAAAUUCCUUACAUUGAUGAGGAGGAGGAGGAGGAGGAAGCCAGUUAAAACCUCCAUGUGUCACCAUUUGGGGGGGUGGGGGGGACUUUUACCAUCUUGUCAGUGCUGCUAUGGAAACAAAGUGAUAAAGUGUAUUUAAUAGGGGACACUAAUAACACUGAGUACCGCUAUGUUGCCAUGUGACUUUACUAGUAUUUCAACACUGUACAUACACUUUUUUUUUAAUAAGGUACUAAUUUGAUGAAUGAACUGCCUUUACAGUACGAGUGGACAAAAGAGGCUGACUACAGUGCAAAAACACCGUUGUCAAAUUGUGAAGGCACCACUAUUGGUGCACAGUUAUUUGAUUUUGCUUUUAUUGCUAUGACUGAUCCCUGUGGUUGCUUUUUAGACUGACAUACUGUACGUUUCCCUGUUUGGCUACUAAAAUGUUGACUACAUGUGUGUUUGUCAAGCACCCCCCCCCGUACAGGUGCAUCUCAAUAAAUAGGAAUAUGGUGCAAAAGAUAUUUGGAUUUCAGGAGCUCACUUCAGACUAAGAGACCAGUUCAAGGCUCUUUUGCUGGUUAAGUUGCUGGUUUAAGUAACGUAUUAAGAAGCGUUGCAAUAUGACUGCAAAUGACUAAUCUUAGGAAUUGCCUGUAAAUCACUAUGAAGUGACUUUAAACGACUUUUGAUGCGUGUGCUUUAGCAUUUGAAACAGGGGAAAAAGCGUUUAAAGACUGUUAACUUUCGGUAACAAACGCGGUUUGCCAUUAUGUCAUUUCCGCCUUAUCACCCGCCAUGCACUGUGCCGCAAAUUAGCAAAGCAGAAGCCGCCAACUUCCUCUGGGCCAAUCAGAAGCCGCCUUGCUGCGGGCGACCAAUCGCCAGUCGUUUUUGUAUUGUAAAGGCGGAGCUGUGUUUGCUUCCGGAAGAAGAGGGCUAGAAGCGAGGUGGAGAUGAGAAAUCAUCAUCGGUAGUUAGUUUAGCCCGCUGAUGUCUGGCGACGAAUGUUAUGAGAUGAACAGUCGACAUUUGCAGUUGUUUUACGUUUGUUAGGCGCCGCGAUGACCAUCUGACGCUCAAGAAUGGACAUAAGUUAACAAUGACGGGG